CCGAUCCCUCGCUCGGCCUCUCGGCUGCUCAGGCCUGGGCCGCGGUGCCUUGUGGGUAGCCGUCUCCCUCUAGCCCCUCCCUCCUCCUGUCUUCUUGCCGGUUGUGUUCGCGUCUCUCGUCUCUGUCUCCCGUACACCGGAGCCGCACACAUGGCGCUGCACGUCCCCAAGGCCCCGGGCUUUGCCCAGAUGCUGAAAGAAGGAGCCAAGCAUUACUCUGGGUUAGAAGAAGCCGUCUACAGGAACAUCCAGGCCUGUAAGGAACUCUCCCAGACGACCCGCACCGCAUAUGGCCCAAAUGGGAUGAACAAAAUGGUGAUAAACCACUUGGAGAAACUGUUUGUUACCAACGACGCGGCCACCAUCAUCCGAGAGCUGGAGGUCCAGCACCCAGCUGCCAAGAUGAUUGUAAUGGCAUCGCACAUGCAGGAGCAGGAAGUUGGGGACGGCACUAACUUUGUGCUGGUGUUUGCCGGGGCUCUCCUGGAGCUGGCAGAAGAGCUGCUGAGGAUGGGGCUCUCUGUGUCUGAGGUUAUUGAAGGAUAUGAAAAGGCCUGUAGGAAAGCUCUGGAGAUCCUCCCUGACCUGGCGUGCAGCUCCGCCAAGAACCUACGUGAUGUGGACGAAGCCGCCUCCCUCCUGCGAACCGCCAUCAUGAGCAAGCAAUACGGCAAUGAGGACUUCCUGUCCAAACUCAUCGCCCAGGCCUGCGUCUCCAUCCUUGGUGAAUCUGGACAUUUCAAUGUUGAUAACAUCAGAGUCUGCAAAAUCCUGGGAUCUGGUGUCGGUGCGUCGUCGGUUCUGCACGGUAUGGUGUUCAAGAAGGAGACUGAGGGGAACGUCACGUCGGUGAAAGAUGCCAAAAUUGCAGUCUAUUCCUGUCCUCUAGAUGGGAGGGUCACAGAAACCAAGGGUACAGUGCUGAUAAACAACGCAAAGGAGCUGAUGGACUUCAGCAAAGGAGAAGAGACCCUCAUGGAGGAGCAAGUAAAAGCGUUGGCUGACGUCGGAGCCAACAUUGUGGUCACAGGUGGCAAAGUUGCAGACAUGGCUCUACAUUAUGCAAAUAAAUACAACCUUAUGGUGGUCAGGUUAAAUUCUAAGUGGGAUCUAAGAAGACUGUGUAAAACCGUUGGUGCAACAGCUCUGCCCAGGCUGACUUCACCCACGCCAGAAGAAAUGGGACACUGUGACAGUGUAUACUUAUCUGAAGUCGGGGACACGCAAGUUGUCGUAUUUAAGCAUGAAAAAGAAGAUGGAGCCAUCGCGACCAUAGUCAUCCGAGGGUCUACGGACAACCUGAUGGAUGAUGUGGAGCGCGCGGUGGACGAUGCAGUCAACACUUUUAAAGUUCUCACAAGGGACAAGCGCCUUGUUCCAGGAGGCGGAGCCACCGAAAUUGAUUUGGCCAAGCAGAUUACUUCCUAUGGAGAGACGUGUCCAGGACUCGACCAAUACGCCAUCAAAAAGUUUGCCGAAGCUUUUGAGGCCGUACCGAGGGCUCUGGCUGAAAAUUCCGGGGUCAAAGCCAACGAAGUGAUCUCUAAGCUGUAUGCAAUGCAUCAAGAGGGAAACAAGAAUAUUGGCUUUGACAUAGAGGCUGAGAGCGCCGCAGUGAAGGACAUGCUGGAGAGCAAUAUCUUAGAUACCUACCUUGUAAAAUACUGGGGUAUCAAGCUGGCCACCAACGCUGCCGUCACUGUCCUGCGAGUAGAUCAGAUCAUCAUGGCAAAACCAGCGGGAGGCCCCAAGGCACCGACAGGCAAGAAGGACUGGGAUGAAGACCAAGACUGAACACCUGUGUUAUUUAUCUGUACUUUUCCACUAUGGACUGUCCUAUCUAUACGAUGUGAGAUGCCCCUUGAGAUAUUUGUUCACUUAAAUUAAUACUGUACAAUAAAAUCCCAAGUUCGUAAUAGAA
This is a messenger RNA of Hyla sarda, 1921 nucleotides long. It is a transcript of the gene CCT8, whose product is annotated as chaperonin containing TCP1 subunit 8. The record is from RefSeq and is a predicted model, not a curated record. The transcript has 15 exons. Gene Ontology annotation, molecular function: ATP binding; ATP hydrolysis activity; ATP-dependent protein folding chaperone. Gene Ontology annotation, biological process: protein folding. The coding region runs from base 151 to 1794 and encodes 547 amino acids. Gene Ontology annotation, cellular component: chaperonin-containing T-complex. NCBI's taxonomy places the organism in Eukaryota, Metazoa, Chordata, Amphibia, Anura, Hylidae.